AUGAGUUUCUGGUGCAUCUACAAUCUGACCUUAUCUCUAAGUAUGGCUAUGACUCGUCCUGAUCAUGAGCUCAUUGCUCAGGUGACGUUAUUCUCACAAGGUUUCCGUACUGCAGAGUCCCUGGCCUCAAAGAUCGUGCCCUUCUUCAAAAUUUGGGAUAAACAGCUAUCACCUCAUCCCCACUAUGGCUUUGGUCUGCGUGCUUUGAAGGCAGUCCUCAUUAGUGCUGGCAUUCUGAAGUAG
This is a messenger RNA of Heterobasidion irregulare TC 32-1, 243 nucleotides long. RefSeq lists its product as uncharacterized. Gene Ontology annotation, cellular component: dynein complex. Gene Ontology annotation, molecular function: ATP binding; dynein light intermediate chain binding; minus-end-directed microtubule motor activity. The transcript has a single exon. Gene Ontology annotation, biological process: microtubule-based movement. NCBI's taxonomy places the organism in Eukaryota, Fungi, Basidiomycota, Agaricomycetes, Russulales, Bondarzewiaceae. Bases 1 to 243 code for a protein of 80 amino acids. The record is from RefSeq and is a predicted model, not a curated record.